AAAAUAACAAUUUUCAUUAGUCACAUGAUAGGCUAUGUUUAGAUUUCAUAUCUUAUCAUGACAGGCAAUUUAUUCAUGUUCUUCAAAAUAAAUUUGGUUUAGAGAUUAUUUUGAUCAUUUGAUUCCCCACAUAGUCUCUGUUUCUUCCUAAUUUAAGCAAUGGCAAUGGAUACUACAAUGGAUACCGCAAUGUUCCGAGACGAUGUCGUCGAAUUGAAUGUUGGUGGAAAAUUGAUGACAACAUGGUUGAGUACCCUGACAAAGGAACCUAAAUGUGAUACGCCGACAAAGGAACCUAAAAGUAAGCUUGCGGCCAUGUUUAGCCGACCUGAAGACAUCGCGAAGGACAAAGACGGUCGUUUUUUUAUUGACUGCGAUGGUGAACUUUUUCAAUACAUUUUAAAUUUCCUCCGAUACGGCACAUUGCCACGACAGGAAAGAAUUUUAGAAGUGUAUGAUCUCGCUUUACAUUUUCAAAUCCAGUCAUUGGUUGCACAGUUGGAACGCUUCUAUGCAAUUCAGUACCGAAACAAAAUUGCGGAAAUAAGAGAAUACUGGGGAAAAAAGGGAAACACUCAAAUUAUUGAGAAACUGAAACAAAAUAUUGUCGAAAACAUUCAUUGCAGGCCCAGAGAAGAUAUUACAAUAUACGAGACUAGUAACGUAGGCAGCUGCGACCUUUGCCCAAUAAGGCCUGCCCAUGUGUUUCUUCAGCCCUCCAAUUUGUCUGCUGAGAUGAGGGCGUUACUGAUACAUGAUUUGUGUGAACUUGGAUUUGCGAAAUCCACAGUUACUAAGAAAAUAAAUCGUAAAUGCGACAUUUGUAACAUUGAGUUCAAAGGCUUUGAGAUCGUUCUCGUCGCAAAAUAAAUGUAAAUAUAAAGCAAAAAGACUGACAUGCACUGACAAACAAUGUAAUGACCAAUGGCAUAUUGUUUAUGUUUAGCUAGCGGUACACGUUGAUUAUUGUUAAUUUCUUUUAACUCUAAAAUAUACAUUUAGGGGUUAUAAUUAAAAAACUGGAAAGUGUUAAAAAUAUUUGAACAUGCAUCCUUUGAACAUCUCUAUAUGUAAAUUUCGACAUUAUGCAUGUGUACAAUAAAAGUUCUAUUUCAA
Molecule: messenger RNA, 1116 nt
Organism: Mercenaria mercenaria
Lineage: Eukaryota; Metazoa; Mollusca; Bivalvia; Venerida; Veneridae
Product: BTB/POZ domain-containing protein KCTD21-like
Exons: 2
Coding region: 160-870 (236 amino acids)
Biological process (GO): protein homooligomerization
Molecular function (GO): protein binding
Source: RefSeq, a predicted model, not a curated record